CAACAAAACCUGCUUAGCAGGAGCCAAAUUUUGUUUUGGUUGAAAUUUACGAAGCCGAAUUGUCAUAAUAAUGAUUGCAUGUUGUGUUUCCAAUUAGACUAGGUCGGUGGAUAGUGUUGAACGUGAUUAAUCGAUCAUUUUCGUAACGUCAGUUGGAUAUCGAAUGGGUACGCAUAAGGCGCACACGGUCUGCAAACCCCCGAACCCCAGUGAUACCAACGCGUGUGCGGGUUUAUAUCAUUAGUGUAGAUAGUUGAAAACUAGUAAACAGCAAUCCGUUUUCGUGUUGGAAUUAUAAGCAGAAUUCGGUGACAGUGGUAAUCGCAGGUGACGGGUUCUAAUUGGAUAACGUCCUCGCCUGUGUGAUAUAUGAUUUCACUUUUCCAAUUAAAAUUCCCCCCAGCUGAACUCAUGUCUUAUUUAAACAAAAUCAGCUGAUUCGAGUAUGUUUUACACGUGUAUAUAGAAGCUCGGUCCGGUCAACGUAAUAUUUCUGUCAGAUCGAUGAUUCAAUCACCAGUGCUGCAUCAGAGUUAAUGUGGAUGUUUGUAGCAAUCAAUAACACGACUGACCUUGAAGCGUUACAUAAAAAAUAUCGCGUUGGAUCUAUGAACCAACUCGGGGAUUUUUUCGAUAACCGUCGGUGAUGUCAACUCGAGAGUGUAGUGUGCGAGGAAUCCACGCCGUGUAGUUGAAUAUUGUGAAGCUACCUUUCACGAAUUUUCUAACUGCAAGAGCAGAGUUGUACGUUUGGAUGAUGUAUCAUGACUAAAGCCAAUUUGCUGUCGGUACCUGAUACUGUGCAUUUGAUGACAUUACUGGGGCGAUAACGUGAUUUGCGCAUCUCAUGUUACAAGCGGACUCAAAAGAACAGGAGGCCUCCGAACGUCUUGUGAUCGCGAAUCGUAAGCGGCUAUCACGCAACUGGUAGAACCGGCACCCACCGUCAGCUCAAGUUUAUAUACAAACACCCACUCACACACACACAUUCACUCAGUUACCGGAAGUGUUUUGCGUGCGCGGAAUUCGUAAUCAGCAACAGCAAACGAGAAACGUGAGGUCCGGAGCCGAGGCCUACUCUGGUGAAUGGUCGAUUGUAACAGCCCACAGGCAACAGCAAAUAGCAAAACAGCCCGGGCAUCGCGAUGCUGCUCUGGUGAAUUCGGGUUGUUCGAAAAUACAAGCAAUUAAUUUAUCACGAUUCGCUAGUGGGGCCCAAAAUUGAUUCUGGCAGUAAUUCUCGGGCACCGAAGGACUCGACAAAUAAAUUAAAGUGUGGUUUUAGUUUCCGCGCGGGAUCGUAUUGUGUUUCAGGGGGGAAGGGAAUUGUUGGUUUCCCGCCGGGGGGAAAUAAGUGCGCUGCCGGUGUGAUUAAAUACAGUCGAAGUUUAUGAGCGCGAUAGCGGGCACCGGAAAAGGUUACUCACCGUUGUCGUCGGCAGCUUCAGCAACAUUUGAACGACCGCCGUGGGCAGCAACAGUAAAGUGACCAGCUAAUAUGGUCGCUAGUGAUUCCGCUUCCGAGCAGCAGCCAGCGGAAGUUCAGCGACAAAAGCUACGGUGUCGAAAUCAGUGCUACCUUCGAUUUCCCGACCCGGUCCGGGCCCGGGACUACCUUCCCGAAUCUCGAAAUUUCGGAACCUCAAGCCAUCAGCGCAGAAACCGUGCUGCGAAAUGCCAGCGACGGUACGGCCGUAGCACAUCCGGGAUGAGAGCGGUGCGACGGCUUCUGGUGCCGCUGCUGCUCUGUGCAAUCCUAACUCCGGCUGUUCCUAGCUACGGCGCACUCGUCGAGCCCGAAAGCCAAAACGGAACCACCGCCCCAUCGCUCGCGUUGAUAUCAUUAGCAAAUUUAAUUUCGACCAAUGAUGUUGAUUACGUUAAUGCAAAUAAUGACGAUAAUGUACCCAAUAAUUAUAAUGUUAGCGCCAACGCCAUAAUUAAUAGUGCAAGUAGUACAAGCCAGGACCGAGCAGAACGGCGACGCUCCAACGGCGGUGGCGGUCGUAAUCAGCGGGUUCCGAUCUACCUGAACGAGUUCGCCGUCUACAUCCCCGGCGGGUCGGGCAUCGCUGAUAUCAUCGCCGAUAAAUAUGGCUUCACCAAUUUCGGACAGAUCGGUCCACUGAAAGGAUAUUAUUUAUUUCAUCAUAGUCACGUUAGGAAGCGAUCCCUAGAUAGAAGCGAAGCUCACCACUACGCACUCAACACCGAACCGGAGGUUCGAUGGAUGCAACAACAGCACGAAAAGAUCCGCCGGAAGCGCGACUAUUCGACCUUCGAUGCGGACUAUGUGCGCUUUCCGGAUCCGCGCUCGCUUGCACCGGCCGCCAGCCGGGUGAACUAUCGGGACACCGGUUCGCACAACAUCUUCCCGGAUCCGCUCUUUAAGGAGCAGUGGUACCUGGUGAGUAGAAACGGUGGCGCCAAGGAUGGUCUCGACAUGAACGUUGGUCCGGCCUGGCAGAAAGGAUACACGGGGAAAGGCGUCGUGGUGUCGAUCCUCGACGAUGGCAUCCAGCGAAACCAUCCGGAUCUGCUGCAGAACUAUGACCCGGACGCUUCGUACGACAUCAACGGGAACGAUUCGGACCCGAUGCCGCGGGACAAUGGCGACAACAAGCACGGCACCCGAUGCGCGGGAGAGGUCGCAGCUGUGGCAUUCAAUAAUUACUGCGGAGUGGGUGUUGCGUACAAUGCCAGCAUCGGAGGCGUCCGCAUGUUGGACGGCACCGUUAACGAUGCGGUUGAGGCAAAAGCGUUGGGACUGAAUCCGGACCACAUUCACAUUUACAGUGCUUCGUGGGGUCCGGAGGAUGAUGGUUCCACUGUGGACGGUCCUGGACCGUUGGCACGGAGAGCCUUCAUUUUCGGUGUGACCAGCGGCCGCCAGGGCAAGGGAUCAAUCUUCAUCUGGGCCUCGGGUAACGGUGGCCGAUACACCGACAGCUGCAACUGUGAUGGUUAUACCAAUUCCAUUUUUACCCUGUCCAUCUCCAGCGCUACUCAGGGAGGCUACAAACCUUGGUACCUGGAGGAAUGUUCAUCGACUUUGGCUACGACUUACAGCUCCGGAACACCUGGUCACGAUAAGAGUGUUGCCACGGUCGACAUGGACGGUUCGCUGCGGCCGGAUCGAAUCUGUACCGUCGAACACACGGGAACAUCGGCAUCGGCUCCACUGGCGGCUGGCAUCACGGCUCUUGCCUUGGAAGCGAAUCCUUCACUGACGUGGCGAGAUAUGCAGUACUUGGUUGUUCUCACCUCACGACCGGAACCGUUGGAGAAAGAAUCCGGCUGGAUUCUGAACGGUGUUAAGAGGAAAGUCAGUCAUAAAUUUGGUUACGGACUGAUGGAUGCCGGUGCGAUGGUUAGCCUUGCGGAACAAUGGACCAGUGUUCCUCCGCAGCAUAUUUGCAAGUCUCGUGAAAUCAACGAAGAUCGGCCGAUCGAAGGAUCGGUGGGCUACACGCUGCAGACGCACAUGGACGUCAAUGGAUGUGCCGGAACGGUUAACGAAGUUCGGUUCCUUGAACACGUCCAGUGCAAAAUCACACUUCGAUUCUUCCCUCGAGGAAACCUUCGUAUUUUGCUAACCUCGCCAAUGGGAACGACCAGCACACUGCUCUUCGAGCGGCCACGGGAUGUAACCAAGUCAAACUUCGACGACUGGCCAUUCCUUAGCGUUCAUUUCUGGGGCGAGAAAGCCGAAGGUCGUUGGACUUUACAAAUUCUGAACGGCGGUCAUCGGCGCGUUAGUCAGCCGGGCAUUCUUUCCAAGUGGCAGCUGAUAUUCUACGGAACCGAUCAGAACCCGAUCCGGCUGAAAAACAACGACGGUCAGCGUGGGUCCGGUGGAUACACCAACGUAAAUCCCUUCGUUUUCCCCACCGAAACGGACAUCAAUCAACCGGCUCUGACCGGAGGAAACUACUACCAAUCGGAUCUGUUUUCCAACUCGAUGAACUAUCCGUACCUGUUCAGUGGAGCCGGCAGUGGAAUCGAUAAGACGGUUACGACGCUCAACGGACACAACAUUCCGACGGCUCAGCGGGAAAAUGUGAUGGCGGAUUCCAACAACAAACUGGUGGUGCUGCACGAUUGCGAUCCCGAAUGCGACCAGCAGGGAUGCUACGGCAAAGGACCUACGCAGUGUGUGGCCUGUAAACAUUAUCGAUUGGACAACACUUGCGUCAGUCGGUGCCCACCGCGGAGUUUCCCGAACCAGGGCGGUGUGUGCUGGCCGUGCCACGAGUCCUGUGAAACGUGCGCCGGAGCCGGGCAGGAUAGCUGCUUAACCUGUGCCCCCGCCCACCUGUACGUCACCGAUCUUGCCGUCUGUCUGCAAAUCUGCCCCGAUGGAUAUUUUGAAAACUACGACAACCGAACCUGUGUUCCGUGCGAGGCCAAUUGUGCAUCCUGUCAGGACCGGCCCGACUACUGUACCAGCUGUGAUCACCAUUUAGUUAUGCAUGAGCACAAGUGCUACUCGGCUUGCCCCAAGAAUACGUACGAGACGGAGGAUUACAACUGUGCCGAUUGCCACUCGUCCUGCAUGACCUGCAACGGAUCAUCGGAGUCCCAGUGCAUCCUGUGCCGUGCCGGACGGUUUGCCCACGAAGGACGCUGUCUGAAUGCCUGCUCGGAUGGGUUCUACGGAGACAAAAAACGGCACGAGUGCAUGGUCUGCCCGAUCGGUUGUGCGACCUGCAGCAGCGGCCAGAUCUGUACGAGCUGUCGCGAGAGCUGGACCAUGAACAAAAAGGGCAAAUGCAUUGCCAAUGGAAGCAACAACUGCGAUGAGUCUGAAUACUACGAGAAUAGCCACUGCCAUCCGUGUCAUUCGACCUGUGAAACCUGUACUGGCCCGACGGAACACGAAUGCUUGAAGUGUACAUCUCCGUUGCUGCUGCAGCAUCAACGAUGUGUCAACGAAUGUGACGACGGUUACUACAUGGAGGUGGGUGUCUGUGCCAAGUGCUUACACACCUGCACCCAGUGCGUUUCCCGGAUGAACUGCACCUCGUGUCAGAAGGGGCUUCAGUUGCAGAGUGGCGAAUGCCGUACGACUUGUGCCGAUGGAUACUACAGUGAUCGUGGAACCUGUGCCAAGUGUUAUCUGAGCUGCAACACGUGCAGUGGACCACGCCGGGAUCAGUGCGUCAAGUGUCCCGAAGGUUGGCAACUGGCUGGUGGCGAAUGUCAUCCAGAAUGUCCGGAAGGUUUCUUCAAAACGAAGUUCGGUUGCCAGAAGUGCCAUCAUUACUGCAAAACUUGCAACGCUGCUGGUCCGUUGGCCUGUACCUCCUGUCCAUCUCAUUUCAUGCUCGACGGAGGCCUCUGCAUGGAGUGUCUCGGCUCACAGUUCUACGAUCCACCAACGCAAACCUGUAAGACGUGCCACGAGAGUUGCCGAACGUGCAGCGGCCCGGGCCAGUAUUCAUGCGUCACGUGCGCUUUUCCACUGCAUCUCGAUCGACUCAACAACCAGUGUGUGCCUUGCUGUGCUAGCGACGCCUCGCCCGAUGACCAAAGCUGCUGUCACUGCGACAAAGGAACCGGUGGCUGUAUUAACUCGUCCCCGGCCGGCAAACGGCGCAUCGGUGCCGAGCAACAGUUGCUCCAGUUUGGCGAUGAGGCCAAUGCCAACGUUGCCGGUAGCAACGCGGCGGAAACCGGCGGUGCACAUCCACCGACGACGGCACUGGGCCAGCUGCUGCAGAGUGUCUCCCCGUCGACGAUGACGGUUCUGGCCGUGUCCGGCUGUCUGCUGAUAGUGACCCUGUUUGUAGUGAUCUUCAGUGUUUUGCAGAAGCGUAGCCACAGCAUGUACACCAGCGUUAAAUACAAUAAACUCGGUACCGGCCGGAAACCGGGUGGGGCCGGAGGUUCCCGAACCACAAGGAUAGCGAUUCCGGCCGAUGGCGAUGCCCUGCUCGAACCAAUUGUAAAUAAUUCUGAUGACGAUGAUGAUGACGACGACGACGAAGGUGGCGGCGACGUUCAUGGCGUUGAUGACGAUGAUGACGUUCCGGACAAUGGUGACCACGAGAUCCUUCAGGGAGCUGCCAGCAGCAGCAGCAGCAGCAACAACAGCAGCAGUAGCUGUGACACCCGAUUUGCGACCACAAACAUUGAACCACGAGGACGAGGGAAAAAGGAACGCUCCAAGCGGUUCGCAAGGACCUGAAAUGCGAGUUCGCUCUCGGUCAAGUUAUGCGGGGGGAAUUCGGGUGGACGCGGGAAUUGGUAAAUGUGUGCUAUAAUAGGCGAUAACAAAUUAUUAUAAAUAUUUACUUAAGCGACAGAAUGGAUGGUAGAACGCGAGUGAAAUUGACAGUGAGUAGGGCAGGGGGAGCUGAGAAUCAAACGGCCGAUGUUUUUUUUUUGUAUCUCGGGAUGGUGAGUGUUCGGAAUUUUCCACUCGAGGUGGAUGCUUUUCCCGGCCUGAUAUUGUCUGUGCAGGAGCCUAAAAUAACACGUUUCCUUAGACGAAGGAAACAACAUACACAAACACACUCACUGACACCGUUCGACGAAAAGUGAGCUCGCGUGCGUGGGUCGAUGUUGUGUGAUAAACAACCUUUCUUUCGAAAAUUCUGUUAUUUUUAUACACUAUUAUCAUUAUACACAGCAGAACGAACAGAUAAGCAAGAUAAAAGGGCGCUGCCGUGAUGGGAGGGUAGGGGAAUGAUUUAUACACUGUUAAGGCACUUUUCAAAUUCAGAUUAUUAGAGAGGUGACGGAAAGUUCCCGUGACUUUCCAUAGUUUCCAUCUCCACGCGGACGAGGAAAAUGGUUGCGGUCUUUCUGGCAGAGCAAUUCAAUGACUUCUUUACCUACUAUCUAAUUGUCAUGCAAACAAAAUAAACCGUAAUUUUCACUUCCAUUGAGUUACAGAGUAUCGUUAUUUCCACAUUUUCGAGAGAAAAUAUUGGAAAUAGAGAGUUCAACAGAAUAUUUGGAUAUUAGGCAUUUGAAAUUUUUUAGAACAAUAGUUAAAAUCGGAAUCCGCCAGGAAGUCCAACAACCGAAAGAUACGGAAUAAAUGUUAAUAUGUAAAAAAUGUAUAUAAAACUUAGAACAUUAAAUCGCGAUCGAACACCGGCGCAUUAGUUGAUGAUAACGAGGGAAGAGGGAAAAAGAGAGUUUGCGAAGUCGAAGAAAGCUCAAUUAAUCCUACCUUUUCCACCAACUGCAGAUCCAAACAACCGAUCCAAGACAGAGAAAAACAAAAUAGGAAACAUCUUUUCCCAUGAACCAACGCACGAUUGCAAAAUUACCAAUAAAACAAUGAAACUUUCCGUUACAGAAAAUCGCAGCGUAACUGAUUAGUACUUUUACAUUAGUAUCAUUAAUUAGAUAAAAUGAGCAGGAAUUCAGUGCUGCAUUCUACCACACUGUCACUUGUUGUUUGUCAUUGCCCUGAACUGUAAUUGGUUUUGAAAACCAUGCUCCCAAACUCUAGCGAACGAUGUACUCUGAUUUAUGUAAGCAUCCCUCAAACUGUCCUGCGAGGGGCUCUGAAAUCUAACGCAGGAGAGUCUUCUUCUGUCUCUCCAUGAUACUAAAUUCUACAAAACGGAACGAGAAUCGACCAGCCGGCGAGAAGUGAUACGAUGUUAAAUAGUUAAUUGUUUAUAAUUUAUACAUGAGAACCGGAACAAAAGAAAAUAAUUCGCUAAGCGGUUGAUAUCGAACCGACAGGAUGCGAAGCACUAACGCGUGAAUUUGAAUCGUGCUUUAAAUGUUUAGGUAAACGAUUAUAAACUAACAAAAAAAUCUGAGAAUGGACCGGAAUCAAUGAAAGCAGCCAGCAAGCAAGUUUUGAAAAAAUAAAACAUACCGAGAAAUUCAAGCAAGACACUAUUUUGUAAAAAAAAGGACAGAAACAAUAAAAAAUUGAAACCAAUGUAAA
Messenger RNA from Malaya genurostris, 7918 nucleotides. Its product is annotated as furin-like protease 2. The coding region runs from base 1499 to 6190 and encodes 1563 amino acids. The transcript has 16 exons. Gene Ontology annotation, molecular function: serine-type endopeptidase activity. Gene Ontology annotation, biological process: protein processing. The record is from RefSeq and is a predicted model, not a curated record. Gene Ontology annotation, cellular component: trans-Golgi network; Golgi membrane. Lineage: Eukaryota; Metazoa; Arthropoda; Insecta; Diptera; Culicidae.